Setaria italica (foxtail millet) is the source of this 2735-nucleotide messenger RNA. RefSeq names its product phosphatidylinositol/phosphatidylcholine transfer protein SFH6. The transcript has 14 exons. Lineage: Eukaryota; Viridiplantae; Streptophyta; Magnoliopsida; Poales; Poaceae. The coding region runs from base 693 to 2507 and encodes 604 amino acids. The record is from RefSeq and is a predicted model, not a curated record.
GCAAGGUCUCAAUUUUAGUAGCAGCGAAAGAAAUUUAGCCCAACACAAAGUCCGCCCGGUGAGAGGCCGUGAGGCCCAAAAUCCUCUCCUCCUCGCGUUUAAAUGAGGCCCACACUUCCGUGGACGUCGUCUGCAGACAUGAUCCAAUCAGAUCCGUCAAUUGCCCGCCUGCGGCGAAUCCAGAUCACCACCGACCAGAACCGGAUACGGAGCCGGUCCACCACGUGCACGGCGACACGAGUCCCCCACCGCUCACGCUACUAGUCCAAUGGUCCGCCGCCUUCGCUCCGCGCCAUGUACCCGCCUGCGCGAAUCCCGGCGUGCGCCAGGUCGAUGGACCCCAAAGCCCACAUCACCAGACACGUGGCACAUCCCCGCCUCCUCGCACCGCGGAGCACAUGGACCUGGUCCAGCCGGGAACCGCGUAACCCCCUCCGCCUCUCCCCUCCUUCCACCGAUGAAGGGAAAGCAAGAAGCUUCUUUUCCCCUCCCUCGGGAAAAAGCAUCAAAAUUCUCCGCUAAAAUUUUUUUUCCCUCUUUGAGGGAAAAAAAGGAAUUAGAUUCGGAGCAAUCCGCCAUUCGCGCACUCCUCGAUCGACAGUUGGGUUAAUGCCAUAGUGAGGGCUUUGGAGUUGGAAUUUCCCCCGGAGGAAUCGGACUCGGAGGAAGGUUUGGGGCUUGGGAGGAAGGGAAUGUCGGCGCCCAUCGAUCGGUUCGCGACGACAAGAGAUGAAGGUCAUGCAUGCAGCGAUGAAAAGAGAGAGUGCAAUUCUGAUGAAGAAAACUCAGAAGGAGAAAGGAGGGUCAAAAGGGGCUCUUUCAAGAAGAGAGCUAUUACUGCAGGGUAUAAAUUUAGGCAUUCCUUAAGGAGGAAGAGUAGAACGAAGAGUGGCAACCAUGUAGUCUCCAUUGAAGACAUCAGAGAUGUUCAAGAGCUGGAGACUGUUGAAAGGUUCCGCCGGUGUUUACUUGAUGAGGGCUUGUUGCCAGAACGUCAUGAUGAUUAUCAUACGAUGUUGAGGUUCCUGAAAGCAAGGAAAUUUAAUAUUGAGAAAGCAAAGCAUAUGUGGUCAGAAAUGCUUAGAUGGAGGGAGGAAUUUGGGGCCGACAAUAUAGAGGAAUUUGAUUACAGUGAAUUACAUGAAGUUGUGAAAUACUAUCCACAAUUUUAUCAUGGUGUGGACAAAGAGGGAAGGCCUGUUUACAUAGAACUAAUUGGAAAAGUUGAUACCAACAAACUGGUACAAAUCACAACUAUUGACCGAUAUGUAAAAUAUCAUGUCAAGGAGUUUGAGAGAUGUCUUCAGAUGAGGUUUCCAGCUUGCUCUAUUGCUGCGAAAAAGCAUAUAGACUCGUCCACUACUAUCUUGGAUGUGCAAGGAGUGGGCCUAAAGAACUUCUCAAAAGAUGCAAGGGAGCUAAUAAUGCGAUUACAGAAGAUUAACAAUGACAACUAUCCAGAGACCUUAUACCAACUGUACAUCAUAAAUGCUGGCCAAGGUUUCAAGAUGUUAUGGGGUACAAUAAAAUCAUUUCUUGAUCCAGAGACUGCUUCAAAAAUCCAUGUCCUUGGAAGCAAGUACCAAGCUAAAUUACUUGAAAUAGUUGAUAGCAGCGAACUCCCAGAUUUUCUUGGUGGCAAGUGCAGGUGUGAAGAACACGGAGGUUGUUCGAAAUCAGAUAAAGGCCCUUGGAAGGACCCUGAAAUUAUCAAGAGGGUCCUCAAUGGUGAAGCAAAUUAUGGUCGGCGAGUUCUUGCUGUAUCAAGCAUCAAUCAGAAGGAAGUUGGCUGUACUGAGCCUCAACACACAACUGGAAAGGGCAAUGAUGUGUCUGCCGAAUCUAGUUCUGAGGUGGAAGACGUUUCUUCUCCUACUGCUUCAGUGAACCCCAUCAUAAUCCCUAAUUUGACCCAUGUUCACGAGUCAAAAUUUCCAGGACAUGCUUCCACAUCUGAUGCUCCUCCCAUUGUAGAGGAUAACAUCCCUGUUGUCAACAAGGUUGUGGAUGCAUGCUCUGAUCCAAGAAACAGCUCCAUGGCUUCCACCUCAGGUUCUUUCUCCUUGAGAAAUACACCUGCAACACUGGGAGGACUUAAAACUCAAAUUGUUGCGUGGUUGACAGUCUUAAUCGUGAGCCUUUUGGCAUUCCUUCGUUCUGUCCCGACCAUAAUGACUAAAAGGCUCACAAAUCAGGUCAUUACCUGUGAUCACUAUAGUGCCGAGUACCCUCCUCAAGGAAAUACAGGAAAUGGUACCCUUACAUCUGUUUUAAGACGGCUAGGUGAAUUGGAGGAGAAGGUACAGACACUUGAAGUAAAGCCACACCAAGUGCCAUUUGAGGAGGAAUUGCUAAACGCAGCCAUCCGCCGUGUGGAUGCAUUAGAAGCUGAGCUAAUUUCUAUGAAAAAGGCCCUUUAUGAGGCUUUGAUUCGGCAGGAUGAGCUGCUUGCCUAUAUUGACCGGCAGCAGCAAGUCAAGUUUUGCAGAAAGAAGAAGUGCUUCUAAGUACUGGAGCACCUGCCGCCACCUUUUCCCCUUCUCUUCCGAGAUGGCGUGCUGCUACUGUUGAUCCAGAAUACUUACAAAUGUUUUCAUUUUUCCUUGUAAAAUAUUGUAAUUAUUAGAAAUAGAUAGGAAUGAGACAUUGAGUAGCUGGGCCAGCCACAACUUCUUGUGAGAUCUUGUUUCAGCAGGAAAGGAAAAGAAAGUUUGAGAUCUUGUUUGCACGUUCAA